This is a messenger RNA of Lactuca saligna, 2723 nucleotides long. The record is from the annotation of a GenBank genome assembly. NCBI's taxonomy places the organism in Eukaryota, Viridiplantae, Streptophyta, Magnoliopsida, Asterales, Asteraceae.
GGUCAAAGCCACCAAAACGAGACGUCGAGAAGACUUCUGACUCUCAUCUGUUUGUUAAUGUUCUUGUCGUUAUUGGCACCAACCCUCCGGUGUUUAUUCUAACCGGCCUGCAAAUUUUGUUUCUACUCCCUCACCUUUCCGAAAUCCGAAUCUUUCUUUCUCUAAUGGCGUCUUCUUCUUCUCCUACUACUUGUAUAUACCUGAUCACACGCACUCCUCCCAGGGUUCAACUCAAUGGCUUCCGCCAUGACUGCUUACAUCGCCGUGGUACUGACAACCAUCAUCCUUCUCUUCACUGUCACUCACUCAUCGACCCUUGGAGUUGAAUACGUGUCUCGUCUUCUUCAAGUUCAGGAUCGAGAGAGAGCCCCGUCGUCUGUACAAAUUUCUGCUGCUAGAGCGGUGCUUGAUCGCCUCAUUCCUUCCCAUUCACCUAGUUUCGACUUUCAGAUCAUCACUAAGGAGCAUUGUGGUGGAGUAUCCUGCUUUUCAAUAAGCAAUCAUCCUUCUUCAAAUGUGCAGGGUUUCCCUGAAAUUCUAAUACGUGGUGUGACUGGAGUGGAACUACUUUCUGGUGUUCAUUGGUACUUGAAAAACUUGUGUGGGGCCCAUAUUUCAUGGGACAAAACUGGUGGUUCACAGCUAUCUUCAGUACCUAAACCAGGAUCUCUUCCCCGAAUGCAAGAUGAUGGACUUCUGAUACAAAGACCUGUUCCUUGGAAUUACUACCAGAAUGCUGUCACAUCUAGUUAUACAUUUGCUUGGUGGGAUUGGAAGAGAUGGGAAAAGGAGAUUGACUGGAUGGCUCUUCAAGGCAUCAAUAUGCCUCUAGCAUUUACUGGACAAGAAGCUAUUUGGCAAAAAGUAUUUCAGCAGAAGUUUAAUAUUAGCAGUUCAGAUUUGGAUGAUUUUUUUGGAGGGCCCGCAUUUCUUGCUUGGUCUCGCAUGGCUAACUUGCAUGGAUGGGGUGGCCCACUGCCUCAAAGCUGGCUAGAUCAACAACAUGUAAUGCAAAAGAAAAUUCUUGAUAGAAUGUAUGAGCUAGGAAUGACUCCAGUCCUACCAGCUUUCUCAGGAAACGUACCUGCAGCUUUGAAAAAUGUGUAUCCAUCAGCAAAGAUAACACGUUUAGGGAAUUGGUUUACAGUUGACAGCAACCCUAAAUGGUGUUGUACAUAUCUUCUUGAUGCAACUGAUCCUUUAUUUAUCGAGAUUGGAAAAGCAUUCAUAAGUCAACAAGUCAAAGAGUAUGGACGAAGCAGCCACAUAUACAACUGUGAUACAUUUGAUGAAAACACACCACCAACAGAUGACCCAAACUACAUUUCUUCCUUAGCUGCUGCAAUCUUUAAUGGAAUGCAAAGUGGUGAUGAUGAAGCUGUUUGGUUAAUGCAGGGAUGGCUUUUUGCAUAUGAUCCAUACUGGAGGCCUCCACAGAUGCAAGCACUUCUACAUGCAGUUCCCAUUGGGAAAAUGAUUGUCCUUGACCUUUUUGCUGAAGUCAAACCUAUCUGGAUUACUUCAGAUCAGUUCUAUGGUGUCCCUUAUAUCUGGUGCAUGCUGCAUAAUUUUGCAGGAAAUGUUGAAAUGUAUGGUGUUCUAGAUUCUCUAGGAUCUGGACCUGUUGAUGCUCGUAUUAGCAACAACUCAACAAUGGUUGGUGUUGGAAUGUCAAUGGAAGGUAUUGAGCAGAAUCCUGUAGUUUAUGAUCUUAUGUCUGAAAUGGCAUUUCAACAUAAAAAAAUCAAUGUAAAGACAUGGCUUGAUUCAUAUUCAAUCAGAAGAUAUGGAAAAUUUGUUCCAUCUAUACAAAAGGCAUGGAAUAUAUUAUAUCACACGCUUUAUAAUUGCACAGAUGGCGCUUAUGAUAAAAAUAGGGAUGUGAUAGUGGCAUUCCCAGAUGUGGAUCCAUCUUUUCUUUCUAGAAAAAAAAAAUUGAAUAAAAAAAAUCACCUAAAAGACACAGAUGAAGCUUUUGACAAACCCCAUUUAUGGUAUUCAACAUCAGAAGUUAUUCGUGCUCUACAACUUUUCAUUGAAGGUGGAAAUGAAUUAUCAGAAAGCAACACUUUUAGGUAUGACUUAGUUGACUUGACAAGACAAGCAUUGGCAAAUGAAAAGUUUCUUGAGCUUGUGGAUGACGUGGACAUGUUAUUGGGUUGCCAUGAAGGGUUCUUAUUAGGACCAUGGUUGGAGAGUUCAAAGCAACUUGCAAUAAACAAAGAACAAGAGAAACAGUAUGAAUGGAAUGCAAGAACUCAAAUCACAAUGUGGUUUGAUAAUACAGAGGAGGAAGCUAGUCUGCUUCGUGAUUAUGGAAACAAAUAUUGGAGUGGGCUUUUACGAGACUAUUAUGGACCUCGAGCAGCUAUUUAUUUUAAAUAUUUGAAAGAAAGUUUAGCAAAAGGAAACGGGUUUAAUUUAAAGAGUUGGAGGAAAGAAUGGAUUAAGCUUACAAAUGAGUGGCAGGAUGGUAAAUAUGUGUACCCUGUUAAAAGGGAAGGUGAUGCCCUCAACAUAUCGCGGUGGCUUUUUGACAAAUACUUGCGUGAUUUGGCUAUAAUAAGUGAUCAUUAGAUUAUAUGACACUUCAAAUUUACUAUCAAAUGUCAACUUUUAUUGAAUGAAACUUGAAAUGUUUGUUAAGGUGAGCAAAGUUGAGCAGAUUGAUAACAUUAUUUCUUCUCGAUGAGUUCAGAAACAUGAGAUUAUAAUCAAUCUAU